Entrophospora sp. SA101 is the source of this 1386-nucleotide messenger RNA. NCBI's taxonomy places the organism in Eukaryota, Fungi, Glomeromycota, Glomeromycetes, Entrophosporales, Entrophosporaceae. The record is from the annotation of a GenBank genome assembly.
AUGAGUGUGAAAUAUGUAACUAAAUCUGAACCAUCACAUAUUUUCAACAUUAGAGAAGGAGACAAAUAUCGUGAACAUGUUCAAGCACGGAGAUUAGGUUCAAUGGAACUAAUGUUUUUGCUUUUAGGCAAAACAAUAUGUGAUUCAUCCAAUAGUGUUGAAUUUUUAACAACUGAUCCACCAACAAUGCGAAAUAAAGCCAUCAAACCUAUUAAUUAUCUUUUAAAUGAUGAAGAAUCACCAUAUUGGAAUGACCACAUUGAAAAAUAUUUUGCAAGGCCUAAUCAUGAAGAAUUCAAUGAACUAACUUAUCCAAGUUAUUUUGAGCAGUAUAACAUAAUAAAAAGUAGACCUGAUGCAAAAAAUUACCCUGUAUAUGUCGAUCUAUUAGGAAACUAUGUAGUAAAAAGAACAACAAAAAAACUAGUAAGAUUUCACUAUUUAAAAUUCCAAGAUGGUGAACAAUAUUUCUACCAACAAAUUUUAAAAAAUCUCCCAUGUAGAUCCGAGGAAGAGAUACUUGGAAAUUAUGCUACAUAUAAACAACAUUUUUUAUUUUUAUAUCCAGAAAUACAUAAUCAGUUACAACAAAAUACUGCCAAUUAUAUUAGAAACCAAGAACAAUUAAUUAAUGCCAAAUUUUCUGAAAUCAUGGAAAACAUUUUGAAUAAUCUUCAAGACCUGUUAUGUGACAAUAUUUCUCAGCUCUUACAAAUACAAUUGAAUAGCUUGAAGAUUUCUCCAAUGAUAAAUCCACAAAAUACCAUUAUAGAUCUUCCUGAUGAUCAAUUGCAUGAAAGUAAUAGUGGAUACAAAACAUUAGCAUUUUCUGAUACACAAUUUUUCAAACAACUUCAAAAAAUUGAUAUAUUAAUUAUUGAAGAAAUUUCAAUGGUGUCUGCAUUGCUGUUUACUUUUAUUUCUGAAAUGUUUGCUAAAAUACAUGAAAACACAAUUGCUUUUGGUGGGUUAAGUGUUAUUGCAGUUGGUGAUUUAGCCCAACUGCCACCUGCCUCAGGUUUGCCUGUAUAUAAAUCUUCAGUUUGGAAGCUAUUCUAUCCAUUAUUCCUACGCCAACCUCAAAGGCAAAAUCAAGAUUUUCUCUAUUACAAAGCUCUGGAAGAUAUUCGUUUUGGGAAUAUUACUCAGAAAACUCAUAACUUUUUGCUUCAAAAAUUUAAUGAAUCUCAUCAACAAAAAACACUAGAGGAAACACUUAAUACUACUUACAUUGUUGGUUAUAGAGAAACUGCAGCAAGAUUUAACAGAAUGAUCUGUAACAUGCUACCAGUUGAAAAUGAUAAAUUUUGGAUAUGUGAUGCAAUUGAUACUAUUGAUGGUAAACAAAUGGAUUUAACAGACACUAAUUAUCAAAUGGAUUAUUAA